Messenger RNA from Zootermopsis nevadensis, 1112 nucleotides. The record is from RefSeq and is a predicted model, not a curated record. Lineage: Eukaryota; Metazoa; Arthropoda; Insecta; Blattodea; Termopsidae.
GACCCUCUUCACGACAACACUGCACACUAGUGAGGAGACUGAUAUUCUUCUCCACGGAGUCAGCUCAGACAUGAUGACCCAGAUACUGGAUUAUGUUUAUUUUCGCGAGUUGGACAUCCGCUCCGACAACGCGCGUCAGCUGCUCGUGACGGCUGAUUACUUGUUUAUUCCGGACCUUCGUAAACUCUGCUACGACUACCUCAAGGUCGCGAUGGACGUCUACAACUGUAUCGGCAUCUUGAGUGUCGCAAGGUCUCACUCCUGCGCCGACCUCGAGGCUCACGCUCGUCGCCUCGUUCUGCGCCACUUCGGUGAACUGUAUCAGCAGAGCGAAGAACUGCUGGAACUGGAUGUAGAGGAGCUGCAAGCGAUAAUCCGGUCAGACAAACUGAACGUGAAGGACGAGAAAGUUGUGUGGGAGUGCAUCCUCCGGUGGCUCAACCACGACCCGGACAACAGGAAAGAUCAGAUCACGGGCCUUUUGAAGUGCGUCAGACUGGGACUAUUUGACGCAAAGUACAUCCUGAAGGAGGUUUUAUAUCACCCGUACGUGAAGGAGAACGAGGAGUGCAGACCCGUGAUCUUGGAGACGCUCGAGUUUUUGUACGCCUCACAAAUGAUGACGAAGGAAUACAAGGAAAUCGUGACACCAGGGAUUGCCCGCCCGCGAAUCCCACAGGACAUUCUUUUUGCUAUUGGUGGGGUUCGUGACAGAAGGGUGUCAGAUGUGAUCGAAGCCUACGUUGCACGAGCAGACCGGUGGAGUGUGGUGGAAGGGGUUGACUCGAUCGGUCCGCGAGCCUGCCAUGGCACGACAGUAAUCGGUUUCGACGUUUACGUAAUCGGUGGUACCGACGACGGCUUUGAUGGUUUAAGGUCAUGCCGCUGCUUUAACUCAUUUACGAAGACAUGCCGCGAGGUGGCGCCUAUGAAUGCCCCAAGAGCCAGGUUAAUGGUGGCAGUUCUGCGAGGUGUGGUGUACGCCAUGGGAGGUUACGAAGAUCAUGUGGCUCAGAGAACGGCUGAAAGUUACGACAGCAAGACAAACCAGUGGUCGUGGAUCGCUCCCAUGAACUCAAAGCGAUCCAAUGCAGGUGUAGCUGUGCGGAAUG